Molecule: messenger RNA, 1272 nt
Organism: Colletotrichum karsti
Lineage: Eukaryota; Fungi; Ascomycota; Sordariomycetes; Glomerellales; Glomerellaceae
Product: putative alcohol dehydrogenase GroES-like domain-containing protein
Exons: 2
Biological process (GO): D-sorbitol catabolic process
Molecular function (GO): zinc ion binding; L-iditol 2-dehydrogenase (NAD+) activity
Source: RefSeq, a predicted model, not a curated record
UUGCGCAAGCCUACGAAAACUGCACGUUCUAAUAAGCUUCUCCCCUCGGUGAAACGACCCCCGACCGCAAAAGUCAGAUCUCCAACUCCUCUCUCCAACACCAACAACCCGCAAACCAUCAUCAUGGCCGGCAUCGAAGGCAAGAGCAACCUCUCUUUCAUCCUCAACAAGCCCCACGACGUCGAAUUCGCCGAGCGCCCCAUUCCCAAGCUCUCCGACCCCAACGAUGUUCUCGUCGCCGUCAACUACACUGGCAUCUGCGGUUCUGAUGUCCACUACUGGGUCCACGGUGCCAUCGGCCACUUCGUCGUCAAGGACCCCAUGGUCCUCGGCCACGAGUCCGCUGGUACCGUCGUCCAGGUUGGUGAUGCCGUGAAGACCCUCAAGACCGGUGACCGCGUCGCCCUCGAGCCCGGAUACCCUUGCCGCCGCUGCGGAGACUGCCUUGCUGGCCACUACAACCUCUGCCACGAGAUGCGCUUCGCCGCCACUCCUCCCUACGACGGCACCCUCACCGGCUUCUGGAAGGCCCCCUUCGACUUCUGCUACAAGCUUCCCGAGACCGUCUCCCUCCAGGAGGGUGCUCUGAUUGAGCCUCUCGCCGUUGCCGUCCACAUCACCAAGCAGGCCCAGGUCACCCCUGGCGCCAGCGUCGUCGUUAUGGGCGCUGGCCCCGUCGGCCUGCUCUGCGCCGCUGUCGCAAAGGCCUUCGGUGCUACCAAGGUCGUCAGCGUCGACAUUGUCCAGUCCAAGCUCGACUUCGCCAAGGACCUUGCUUCCACCCACACCUACCUCUCCCAGCGCGUCUCGGCCGAGGAGAACGCCAAGAACCUGAUCAAGCAAUGCGACCUCGGUCCCGGAGCUGACGUCGUCAUUGACGCCAGCGGUGCCGAGCCCUCUAUCCAGACUUCCCUGCACGUCGUCAGGAUGGGCGGCACCUACGUCCAGGGUGGCAUGGGCAAGGCCGACAUCAACUUCCCCAUCAUGGCCAUGUGCCUCAAGGAGGUCACUGCCAAGGGCAGCUUCCGUUACGGCCCUGGUGACUACAAGCUUGCCAUUGACCUCGUCGCCAACGGCAGCGUCAACGUCAAGAAGCUCGUCACCGGCAUCGUCAGCUUCAAGCAGGCCGAGGAGGCCUUCAAGAAGGUCCAGGAGGGUCAAGUCAUCAAGAUCCUCAUUGCCGGCCCCAACGAGAAGGUCGAGAGCGAGAUCAGCACCUCUGUCGAUCCCAAGAAGGUCGCCGAGAACGGCAAGCAGGGCGGAUGCUGCUGA